AGACUCCAAAAAUUAUCAUUUUAAUCGAAAAUAAUUUCAUAAUACAACCAACCCGAUGGUAAACACCCGAAGAUAUUGCAUCUCGCACAUACCGAAAAGUAAAGUAAUAGCUGAUUCAAAAUGUGGAUCUUGAAUGAACAAGGUUAGAACCACUUUAUUGAGAAACAGCAGUUGGUACUGCCGCUAAAUCUUUUAGCGUCUUGCUUAAACACUUCAUUUUAUUUUAUUUAACCAGUUAACAUUGAUAAGUGUUCAGGUGGAGUUUUAAUUAGAAACUAAUGUUUAAAAUAUAUAAAAUAAAAUGCUCUUCCUUAAAGUCGCAUUUUUAGUAUAUCUAGUGUUUUUUUUAAACCGAUUUACGGUGUGUGUUGCGCAAUUUAGGAGUAAACUAGGGACUUUAAACAAACUUUUAAGUGACAACACUAAUAACAUAGGAGAUUCUGGAGAUAUUUUGGGAGAGUAUGAUUUUAUAGUUGUUGGAGCAGGGUCUGGCGGCUCAGUACUUGCAAAUCGUCUGACCGAAAAUCCUGCUUGGUCGGUUUUGCUUCUUGAAGCUGGAAAAGAUGAAAUCUUUCUUACAGAGGUGCCUCUUACAGCUUCUUUACUCUCAAUCACUGCCUAUAACUGGGGUUACAAAAGCGAAAAACUAACAACAGCUUGUUUGGGGUUAGUAGAUGGUAAAUGCAACUUAGCAAGAGGUAAAGGGUUAGGCGGGACUAGCAUUAUAAAUUUCUUGAUAUAUACUAGAGGAAACAAAAAGGAUUUUAAUAAUUGGGAAAAAAUGGGAAAUAGGGGAUGGAGUUAUAGAGAUGUUCUUCCUUAUUUUAUUAAAUCAGAAAAUUGCUCCUCUUGUAAGCAAAUCGAUGAAGACUAUCACGGGUUUUCUGGGUAUUUACAUGUUGAAAAUCCUGGAUACGAAAGCCCGUUUGUUGAUUUAUUUAUUAAAGCUGGACAGGAUUUGGGAUACAAAAACAAUGAUCCUAAUGGGCAAAUUGGCUUAGGAUUCUCCAAAGUGCAGGCAACUAUGAAACAUGGCCGACGAUGUAGUGCUUCAAAAGCUUUUUUAAAACCGGUAUCCCACCGUUCCAAUCUUCACAUAUCUCUUCAAAGUAGAGUGACAAAAAUUCUUAUAGACCCUAACACUAAAACUGCUUACGGCGUAGAAUAUUGGAACAAUAAACAAAAAUACAUUGUGAAAGCUAGAAAGGAAGUUCUUUUAAGCGCUGGAACGAUUAAUAGCGCUCAGUUAUUGAUGCUGAGUGGUGUUGGACCCAGCGAUCACCUACGAGAGAAGGGAAUUAGUGUUUUGGUUGAUCUACCAGUGGGAUAUAAUUUUCAAGAUCAUGCUGCCAUGUCUACCAUUCCAUUUUUAGUAAACGAAAGUAUAACAGUUUCAGACUUAUCAGUUCAAAAUCCAGCUGAUAUUUAUAAUUACCUUGCCAGAGGUAAAGGGCCUUAUACGAUUCCAGGAGGUGCAGAGGCUUUGGCUUUUAUUAAAACCAAAUAUACAAAAGAUGAAAAUGAUGACUAUCCUGAUAUGGAACUUGUUUUAGGAGCUGGAGCGUUAAAUGGGGAUGUGUUUGGAGGAUUUAGGACAUUAUUGGGUAUCCCUCGAAGUACUUACAAAAAAGUGUACCUACCUUUAAUUGGAAAGCCCUCUAUAAGUAUAGCUCCUGUUCUUUUGAGACCAAAAAGCAGAGGUAGAGUAUACCUCAAAGAUUCUAAUCCAUUCCACUGGCCUGCUAUUGAACCCAAUUAUUACUCUGAGCAAGAUGAUUUAAAAACAAUGGUCGAAGGAAUUAAAAUUGCCAUCUCAAUAGCAGAAUCCGAACACUUCAAAAGAUAUAAUACUACUCUUAGUUCGAUUCCAUUCCCAAAUUGUGAACAUCUUCCUUUUAAUUCAGAUGAAUACUGGAGCUGCUCAGUAAGACAAGUUGGUACAACUCUCGGUCAUCACGUAGGCACGUGCAAAAUGGGGCCAAGUGAUGACCCUUCAGCAGUUGUGGAUGACCAACUUAGGGUAUAUGGAGUAAAUAAUUUAAGAGUUGUAGAUGCGUCCAUCAUGCCUAAUAUUGUCGCAGGACAUACAAAUGCUGUUGUUUUCAUGAUAGGUGAAAAAGCUAGUGAUAUGAUUAAAGAAAAAUGGGGAGUAAGCUGACAAAUACAAAAAUGUGAUAUAAAUUAAAUAUGAUUACUUUAAGUUAGUAAUGAUAGGUGACUAUGUAAAGUUAUAUUAGUUUUAAUAAAUAAUAUUUGUUUUAUCUAAAAAAACGGCCAUUCAA
Messenger RNA from Anthonomus grandis grandis, 2282 nucleotides. RefSeq names its product glucose dehydrogenase [FAD, quinone]. Bases 302 to 2158 code for a protein of 618 amino acids. NCBI's taxonomy places the organism in Eukaryota, Metazoa, Arthropoda, Insecta, Coleoptera, Curculionidae. Gene Ontology annotation, molecular function: flavin adenine dinucleotide binding; oxidoreductase activity, acting on CH-OH group of donors. The record is from RefSeq and is a predicted model, not a curated record. The transcript is spliced from 8 exons.